Molecule: messenger RNA, 2033 nt
Organism: Vicugna pacos (alpaca)
Lineage: Eukaryota; Metazoa; Chordata; Mammalia; Artiodactyla; Camelidae
Source: RefSeq, a predicted model, not a curated record
AUGGGCAUUUCUCUGUUCGCCUCCCGAGUUUAUAUCCUCAAGCUACAACCCCCCUGGAAGCUCUGGCCUGCUGAGGUGAAGCGCAGCUGCCCUUCAUGUGGCCCAGAGCCUGGGGGUGAAGAGAAGAAGGGGAGAGGAAACCCUAUUUCUGUGCAGCUGUUUCCCCCAGAGCUGGUGGAGCAUAUCAUCUCAUUCCUCCCGGUCAGAGAUGUAGUGGCUCUCGGCCAGACCUGCCACUACUUCCACAAAGUGUGCGAUGCCGAGGGCGUAUGGAGACGCAUCUGUCACCGGCUCAGUCCUCGCCUUCGAGAGCAGGGAUCUGGGGUCCGGCCCUGGAAGAGAGCUGCCAUUCUUAACUACACAAAGGGCCUGUAUUUCCAGGCAUUUGGGGGCCGCCGCCGCUGUCUCAGCAAGAGCGUAGCCCCCCUGCUAGCCCAUGGCUACCGUCGCUUCCUGCCCACCAAGGACCACGUCUUCAUUCUUGACUACGCAGGGACCCUCUUCUUCCUCAAAAAUGCCCUGGUCUCCUCCACCCUUGGCCAGAUCCAGUGGAAGCGGGCCUGCCGCUAUGUUGUGUUGUGUCGCGGAGCCAAGGAUUUUGCCUCGGACCCAAGAUGUGACACAGUUUACCGGAAAUACCUCUAUGUGUUGGCCACUCGGGAGCAGCCGGGAGUGACGGGGACAACCGGCAGCCGGUCCUGCGACUGUGUGGAGGUCUACCUGCAGUCCAGUGGGCAGCGGGUCUUCAAGAUGACCUUCCACCACUCCAUGAACUUCAAGCAGAUUGUGCUGGUCGGUCAGGAGACCCAACGGGCUCUGCUGCUUCUCACAGAGGAAGGAAAGAUCUACUCUUUGGUAGUGAAUGAAACCCAGCUGGAUCAGCCACGCUCCUACACAGUUCAGCUGGCCCUGAGGAAGGUGUCCCGUUGCCUCCCUCACCUGCGUGUGGCCUGCAUGGCUUCCAACCAGAGCAGUACUCUCUACAUCACGGACCAGGGGGGAGUGUAUUUUGAGGUGCAUACCCCAGGGGUGUAUCGUGAUCUCUUUGGGACCCUUCAAGCCUUUGACCCCCUGGACCAGCAGAUGCCGCUUGCUCUCUCACUGCCUGCCAAGAUCCUAUUCUGUGCUCUUGGCUACAAUCACCUUGGCCUGGUGGAUGAAUUUGGCCGAAUCUUUAUGCAGGGAAAUAACAGAUAUGGGCAGCUGGGAACAGGGGACAAAAUGGACAGAGGGGAACCCACACAGGUACAUUAUCUGCAACGCCCCAUCGCCCUGUGGUGUGGCCUCAACCACUCCCUGGUGCUAAGCCAGGGCUCGGACUUCAGCAAGGAGCUGUUGGGCUGUGGCUGUGGGGCCGGAGGCCGCCUCCCUGGCUGGCCUAAGGGGAGCGCCUCCUUCGUCAAGCUCCAUGUCAAGGUCCCUCUGUGUGCCUGCUCUCUCUGCGCGACCCGAGAGUGCCUCUACAUGCUGUCCAGCCACGACAUCGAGCACCAUCCUGCCUACCGGGACCUCCCAGCCAGCAGGGUGGUGGGGACCCCCGAGCCCAGCCUGGGGGCCGGAGUGCCCGAGGACCCCGGAGGGGAAGCCCGGGCCUGUGAGGAGUACCUCAGCCAGAUCCACAGUUGCCCCACGUUGCAGGACCGCAUGGAAAAGAUGAAAGAGAUCGUAGGCUGGAUGCCCUUGAUGGCUGCGCAGAAAGAUUUCUUCUGGGAGGCCCUGGACAUGCUGCAGAGGGCUGCUGGAGGGGUUGGCCAAGGCCCUCCAACCCCUGAAAGCUGACCUCCCUCUCCUAGUCUCACCCCUGAAGGGGGAGUCCAGCCCUGGGCCAGGGGCUAAGGAGAGAUGAAGUGGUGGCAGUGAACACUGGGGGCGGGGGGGGCGGGGACCACAUGAGGGUGGGGCCUGCUAGACAUGCCAGGGUGGGCAGGGAAAUGUUUUGUAAAAUGUUUGGGGGGCUGCCCAGGAGGGGCCCCUGACCUGACUAUCAUGGACAAAAGAUCUGAUGGAUAAAUACAAUAAAAGGCUGAAGCAAG